AAUAAUUGUUAACAUUUUAAUAAGGUUGUGAGUUACAAUUUGCUAAUAAUGUACAAAAUCAUACACGUGAAUCACACAAAUUGUACUUGAAAUCAACCUAUCAUUUGAGAAAAUCAAGUAGGGGAGCCCAUGGGUAGCUCCUGAGGAUGCAAGCAUGGUAGAAUCUUCCUCCUUGUAUUUUAGUAACUUUGAUUUGCUUGUGAAAGAAAGCUUAGAAUUUGGAAUUUAAUUGGUAAAUACAGCUAUUUUUCAAAGAAGAUGAACAUAUAAAGUUUAAAUUUUAAUAUCUAAUAAAUUUUUUUUUCUAUUUUAAGCUACUAAUUCUUUUCUAAAAAAAAGAGCUUAUCCAUUGCACCAGUAUAAAAAUGCAGAUGAAAGCUAAAACAAUAGAAAGAAAAGACACACCCAAAAUUUCUUCUUUCCAACUGUUAAAAGCUUUAAUUUUGUUUCAAAAAUGGAAUCAAGGAAGAUCUCAAGCUAUAUCUACCCAACCAUGGAACUUGAUCUCAACAACCCUUCAUUUGAUCAACACGACCUUUUCGAGUUCGAUGAAGCAGAUGUGUGGAAUAAUAGUUGUCACGAUCAAUCAACAAUCAACUUGGAUGCCAAGAAACCAUUGUCAAGUUCACGAGCAUCGUCAAAGAAAGUUUCUAGAAAAAUGAUGGUAAGUAGUGAUCAUAGUAGCCAAAUGGCACCGGCCUCAGCUUCAUUGCCAGUCAACAUCCCGGACUGGUCCAAGAUUCUCAAAGAGGAAUACAGGGAACAUGGCAAGAGCGAUGAAGAUGUUGACGAUGGCGACGAUGACGACGACGACGACGACGAUGAUCGUGAUAAAAGGGUUCCUCCUCACGAAGUUUUGGCUAGGAGAAGAGGGGCUUCGUUUUCUGUUCAUGAAGGAAUUGGAAGGACUUUGAAAGGAAGAGACCUUCGUCGUCUUAGAAAUGCUGUCUGGCAAAAAACAGGGUUUGAAGAUUAGCCCAAGGAAGAGAAAAUAAAACACAGGUUGAAAAAAUUAUUCUUCUUUUUCUUUUAAGAGUAAGAAUUUUAUAGAGUUAAUU
This is a messenger RNA of Durio zibethinus, 1058 nucleotides long. RefSeq names its product protein S40-4-like. The record is from RefSeq and is a predicted model, not a curated record. Lineage: Eukaryota; Viridiplantae; Streptophyta; Magnoliopsida; Malvales; Malvaceae.